Messenger RNA from Dalotia coriaria, 1419 nucleotides. RefSeq names its product lipase 3-like. Lineage: Eukaryota; Metazoa; Arthropoda; Insecta; Coleoptera; Staphylinidae. Gene Ontology annotation, molecular function: hydrolase activity, acting on ester bonds. The coding region runs from base 38 to 1270 and encodes 410 amino acids. The record is from RefSeq and is a predicted model, not a curated record. The transcript has 7 exons.
ACUCCCGCAGACGAAACAUCGAUUCUCCCGCGGUGAGAUGCAUCCUGUGAUUGUUAUCUGUAUCAGUGCAUUUUUACCCUGUAUUUGGGCUCAGACCAAUAAUGUGUGUAAAACUAUCGAGGAUUAUAAAUCCAUGGAAGGGAAUCCUAAUUGUAGAUUUGAUUUUUAUGUCAAUUCAACUGUGCCAGAAAUAAUAAGACAAACAGGAAGACCUUUAGAAAUUCACCAUGUAACCACUGAAGAUGGUCAUAUUUUGACAGUUUUUCGAAUGCCUAAUAACAAAAGGAAAAAUCCGAUAUUUUUACAACAUGGAUUAAUCACAACAAGUGCUAAUUGGAUUUCAUUGGGUGAUGAUUCUCUAGCUUUUCAAUUAUUCGAUAAUGGAUAUGACGUUUGGUUGGGCAACUAUAGAGGUAACCAUUAUUCUCCCGACCACGUCAGAUAUUCUAUAAAUGAUAAAGAGUUUUGGAAUCAUUGUUUAGAUGAAAUUUCAUUAUUUGACAUCCCAGCGAUGUUAAAACUCGUCGCGAGGGAAACACAAGGCCAGGGAAAAAUUGUGUACAUUGGCCAUUCUUUGGGCACAACGCUAGCUUUGAUGUACACAUCAGACAAGGUCGAGGAAGCGACAAAAUUGAUGAAAAUGCAAAUUCUCACCGCACCGGCGGCGACACUCGGUAACAUUCGCGCGGUUAUACGAUUUGCAGUGCCGUUUACAGAUCUCAUCUAUAAUACCGUUAAUCAAAUUGAAGGUCUUUCAAAUAUCAUUUCUAAGGAGGAUACUACCAAAGCGUUAUUGAGAACACUCUGUAUGGAUUCACCUGAGAUGAUGGGGCAGUGCAUGAAUAUGUUGUUUUUAAUUUACGGACCGAAAACAGGUGUUUAUCCGGAGAAGUACCCGAUGUAUUUCCAACAACAUCCUGCUGGUACCGCCUUCAAAGUACUAAAACAAUGCGGAGAUAUGGCACGAAAUCGAUUUAGGAAAUUUGAUUACGGAUUCGCUGAAAAUAUGAGAAGAUAUGGUACCUCCACACCACCUAUUUAUGACCUAUCCAAAAUUCGUGUUCCUACUAUCGUCAUCAUGGCCAGAAAUGAUUGGUUGACACCAAAAGAAGAUGCAAUUAAAUUAUAUAGAAAUCUCUCUCCGGAAUUUCGACGAGGAUUGUUUGAAAUUACAGAAGAGAACUUUAACCAUAUAGAUUUUAUGUUUGGUGCCAAAGCAAAAUCAUUAUACGUGGAUAAAGUUUUAAUUCUUUUAGAAAAGUACACUUAGAAGCUUGGAUUCUCCACUGGUUUAGAUGUUGUGGUACAAAUGUGAUUUAGCACCUAUUAAUUAGUUCUAGGAAGUUGAUGGUAUACCAAAUAUUGUGACUCUUGUCAUAAUUAUUACGACCUAAUAAACUAAAACUUGUAAAACAUUAA